Carcharodon carcharias (great white shark) is the source of this 15557-nucleotide messenger RNA. Its product is annotated as protocadherin Fat 1-like. The record is from RefSeq and is a predicted model, not a curated record. Bases 198 to 13340 code for a protein of 4380 amino acids. NCBI's taxonomy places the organism in Eukaryota, Metazoa, Chordata, Chondrichthyes, Lamniformes, Lamnidae. Gene Ontology annotation, cellular component: plasma membrane. Gene Ontology annotation, biological process: homophilic cell-cell adhesion. Gene Ontology annotation, molecular function: calcium ion binding. The transcript has 24 exons.
GGGAUGAUUCGGCGAGCGAAGAAGGAUGAGACUGAAUGUCGAUGGCAAGGUGGAGAGCUGAGCGUCUGAGAUCAAAAACCAGGACAUAGGGGGAAAAGUGCCGAACUCAGGCUAUCGGACUCCUGCGGUUGCUGCCCAGGUAUAUUCCACGAAGAGCUUUGAACCAGAUUUUAAGAAGAAAGCCAAUGUGAUGAAUCAUGGCAACCAAAAGUUUAUGGCUUGUAACACUUUUGGCGAUGGUUCUGGUUUCAGAAGAGCGUCUGGAGAAACCGCACAUCUCACCUUUCCAAUUCACCCACCAUGUUUACAAUGCUACUAUCUAUGAAAAUUCCUCCCCCAAGACCUACAUAGAAAGUAGUGUAAAAAUGGGCAUUCAGAUCACAGAAGCUAUCGAGAAUGUUAAAUACAAAAUUGUUUCUGGAGACAAUAUGAAUGUGUUCAAAGCAGAGGAAUACUUGGUAGGUGAUUUCUGCUUUCUGCGCAUAAGGACCAGAAGUUCCAACAUGGCUGUUUUAAACAGAGAAGUAAAGGAUAAUUAUCUACUGACAGUCCAGGCAUCAGACGGAACAUCCCAACAUGAAGCGUGGACCAAGGUGAUGAUCCAGAUCCUUGAUAAAAAUGACUUGCGACCUCUUUUUUCACCGUUGUCAUACACUAUCUCCAUAACAGAGGACACCCCAUUGCGAUCCAGUGUUGCCAGAGUCACUGCAACAGAUGCCGACAUUGGAAGCAAUGCAGCUUUUUAUUAUGCUUUUAAAGACAAGGUUGAUAUGUUUGCCAUUCAUCCCAGUAGCGGUGUUGUCACAUUGGCAGGAAGCCUGAAUUACACAACUCUAAAGCAAUAUAGCCUAGAAAUCUUGGCAGUGGACCGCAUGGUGAAGUUAUUUGGAGGCACUGGGAUUGGCAGUGUGGCAAAGCUGACUGUCAAUGUAGAACAGGCUCGUAUAAGAGUGCCAGGAAUUCUGUCUGUACAUCUCACCUCUCCUGGAACUGACCACAAUGCUACAUGUGCCAUUAUCACAGUUGAGGAAGGAGUAGAUGCAGUGAACAUUGUGGAUGGGGAUCCAUCACACCAUUUCAGUGUGGUACCAUUCUACCAUGGUAGUAGGGAGCUCAAGCUAAUAUAUAUCAAAGAGGCAAACUGGGCAGACAAUUACCUUGGCUAUAACUUGUCUCUGCAAGCUGGAGAUAAGAGCAACCCAACUAACCAUUCACCAGUAAAAUUCAUUCAUGUACCAGCAAAGUGGUCUGAAGCUUUAAAGUUUGAGGAAGAUCUUUAUAAGGUUAGGUUGUGUGAGUUUGCACCCCCAAAUAGUCCUGUUCUAAUGGUUAAAGCUCAGCCUAAACUUCCAAAUCAGACUUAUCAUCUGGAGCAUAAUCACGUCAGUACAAAAUUCAGGAUAAAUCCUCGAACUGGUCUCAUCACCACUGCUGCUGCAAUGGAUUUCUUGGAACAAUCCCAUUUUGAAUUAAAAGUAAAGACCAGUAUUGGUCAGAUCUCAGCCAGUAUCAUUAUUGAUCUCAUCGACACCAAUAAUAAUGCUCCAGAGUUCAGAGCAUCUUCAUACCAAGGGAGUAUUGAUGAAAAUGCCCAAAUUGGAACAAGUAUCUUAACAGUCAAUGCAACCGACAAAGACCAAGGUGAAAAUGGCUAUGUAACGUAUAGCAUUGCCAAUGUGGCUCCUGUCCCCUUCGGCAUUCAUCCAUUUACAGGAACUAUUGUGACAUCUGAGAACUUGGACUAUGAACUCAUGCAGCGAGUGUACCAUCUGCGAGUUUGGGCCUCUGACUGGGGAUCACCAUAUCACUAUGAAGUUGAAGUCCCUGUCACAAUUUACUUGAAGAAUCUGAAUGACAAUGAACCAUUGUUUGAAAAGAACAAUUGCCGUGGUAAUAUUUCAAGAAAUCUUACAGUUGGAUACCUCAUCACCACUGUCUCAGCAGUCGAUGCAGAUGAACUGCAAGGAAUCAGAUACCAGCUUUUGUCCGGUAACGAACUAGAUUUCUUUGAUCUCAAUCCAAUUUCUGGUGCACUAAUUUUGAAGCACCCCUUAUCUUACAGUCCUGCCAAUGAGAUUUCAUUUUUUAAUCUUAAAAUCACAGCCACAGAUGGAGAGAAUUAUGCUUCCACCGUAGAUGUUAACCUCACUGUUACCGAUAGCCUGGAAAUGAUCAAUAUGCAUUGCAAUGACACUGGAGCAAUUAAAAAAUUAGCAGAGAUCCUUCUGCUUUCUGUUAAACCACAUUAUCAGCCUCAUGAAGAAGACUCAUUCUCUUAUAUCCACAUUGUCAAUGCCCAUUCUCCACAAUUUGAUAUUUAUUUUCCAAGCUCCAUUGACAUAAUAGAGAGUAUUCCAGUUUACUCAACCAUCUUGAAUAUUCAUGCUACUGAUCCUGAUUCUGGUUUCAAUGGCAAGUUGGUCUAUGUGAUCUCGGAUGGGAAUGAAGACAGCUGCUUUGUUGUAGAGAUGGAGACUGGAGAGCUGAAAGUUGUGUUACCCUUGGAUCAUGAAACAAAAAAUCUUUACAUUUUAAACAUUACAAUUUAUGAUCUUGGAAAACCUCAGAAAUUCUCUUGGAGGCUGUUAACAGUGCAUGUGCUGGAUGCAAAUGAUAAUAAACCAAUAUUCUUGCAGGAUAGUUAUUCAGCAAAAAUACAUGAAAAUGUGGAGCUUGGAACACCUAUAGCCCAGGUAAAGGCUAAAGAUAACGAUCUGGGAGAAAAUGGAGAAAUAAAAUAUUCACUCCUAACUGUUACCAAAACAUUUUCCAUUGACAAAACUUCAGGUAUAGUGCAUGUUACUGGCAAAUUAGAUCGAGAGUUUCAUCCAAUGUAUGUUUUGAGAAUCGAAGCCAGAGAUCAGCCUCAACAAGAGCCCCAACUAUUCUCAAUCAUUGAUCUAACAGUAAUCUUAGAAGAUGUAAAUGAUAAUCCACCUCAGUUUGUCCCACCUUACUACAGGGUGAGAGUUCCUGAAGAUAUUCCAGUAGGAACUGUCAUCGUGUGGCUUGAGGCCUAUGAUCCAGAUCUAGGACCGGGAGGUGAAGUGAAAUACAGCCUGAUAACAACUGGAGAAAAUGCAUUCAGAAUUGACAGACAAGUAGGAGCUAUCCGUACUAAUAAGCAAUUAGACUUUGAAAGUAAGAAUUUUUAUAAUCUAACAGCUCAUGCUAUUGACAGUGGAAAACCCUAUUCUCUGAACUCCACCUGUUAUGUGGAAAUAGAAGUGAUUGAUGUCAAUGAAAACCUGCAUCGACCACAUUUCUCCUCCUUUGUGUUCAAAAGCUCUGUCAGUGAAGGAGUGCCUGUGGGAACCUCAGUGUUAACACUCACUGCUCAGGAUGAAGACAGAGGCAAGGAUGGUGCGAUUCGAUAUUCGAUCAAGGGUGGAUCAGGUCUUGGAAUCUUCACCAUUAAUGAGAAAACAGGAACAAUACAGACCGUGGAGCUCCUUGAUUGUGAAAGAUGUCCCCACUAUUGGCUGACAGUUCUUGCUACGGAUUUAGGUGCCAUCCCUGGGGUCACUUCAGCUGAAGUUUUCAUCAAAAUUUUAGAUGUUAAUGAUAAUCCUCCUCAGACCACAGCGCCUGUUUACUAUACCUCAAUCAUUGAAAAUUCCCCAAAAGAUAAGUCUGUUCUUCGCAUUGAUGCUGAUGACCCUGAUUCCAGUUCACAGGGUCAGCUGACCUUCAGAAUCACGAGUGAAAGCCCAAGAGGAUUCUUUGCUAUUGACCCAAAGACUGGUCUCAUCACUACAACAGUGCGUAAGCUGGACCGUGAAAAGAGAGAUGAACACAACCUAGAGGUGGCUGUUAGUGACAACGGUGUUCCCCCAAGACAGUCCACAGCAAAGGUAGUGGUGGACAUUUUGGAUGAAAAUGACAAUGUCCCAAAGUUCCCAGAAGUCCUGUACAAUGUUAGGCUGCUGGAACGCAACAGCUCCAAAGAGCCUGAGCCCAUCUACAAGGUGAUCGCUUCUGACCAAGACAUAGGUCCAAAUGCAGAUGUCACCUACAGCAUUGAGGAGAACCCCGAGGAAGGGAAAUUCAACAUUCAUCCAAAAUCUGGGAUGGUAUCAUCUACGUGGACAUUCACAGCAGGGGACUAUGACAUCCUAACAAUUCGUGCUUCUGACAAUGGGAGUCCUCAGAAAUCAGCGACUGUCCGUCUGCACAUUGAAUGGAUUCAGAAGCCUUCACCAUCCACUGAACCUUUGGCUUUUGAUGAGCCUCACUUUAACUUUGCUGUCAUGGAGACAGACCCUGUGAAUCAUAUGGUUGGGGUGACCAGUACAGAACUCACUAAGAGCCAGUUGUGGUUCGAUAUUAUUGGUGGGAAUGACAACGAGGAGUUUGAAAUUGAGAAGAACAGUGGCACCAUCACCAUUGCCAAACUAUUAAAUGCCAGUCAAACAUCAAAUUACAACUUGACAGUACAAAUGAUGAAUGGAACAAAUGCUGUCACAACUCAGGCAUACAUCAGGGUAAUUGACAUCAAUGAACACCGGCCGCAAUUUUUAGAGAGUAAGUAUGAAGUAUGGAUUCCUGAAGACACACCUCGCUUGACUGAAAUCCUACAGAUCAGAGCUCGAGACACGGAUGGGAGAAGUAAACUGCUUUAUACCAUUCAGAGCAGUGUUGAUGUUAACAGCCAACAGCUGUUUCAUCUGGACCCUACCAGUGGAGUGCUACUGACUACCAACGAGCUAGAUUAUGAAUCGAUGCACUUGCACAUACUCACCAUUAUGGUGCGGGAUCAGGAAGUACCUGUUAAACGGAACUUUGUCCGUGCCGUUAUUAAUGUGGAGGAUUCAAAUGACCAUCCGCCUAGAUUUACCAGUCCCACUUACAAAGGCAACGUGACAGAAACUGCACCGCUUGGAUCUGAAGUUCUGCACGUAACUGCUUUAGACAAGGACACAGGAAUUAAUGCAGAAAUCAUGUACUCCAUUCAGUCAGGUAACAGUGGCAAUAUGUUCAGUAUUGACCCUGUUUCAGGCAAGAUAACAGUGGUUUCGAAGCUAGACCAAGCUGUUAAAGGAUCCUAUGAUUUAACAGUGAAAGCCCAGGAUCAAGGCUACCCUCAGCUCAGUACACUUGCCAAUGUUGAUAUUAUUGUUGUGGUUUCUGAUAAUUCAGCCCCCAAGUUCCUGAUGAAGGAAUAUUAUGCAGAAAUCAGUGAAGCAACUGACAUUGGAUCUUCAGUUAUCAUGGUAACAGCAAUCAGCCAAUCAGCAGUGACUUAUGAAAUUAAAGAUGGAAACAUAGAUGACAUAUUUCAUAUCAACUUGUAUUCUGGUGUGAUAUCUGUUCAUAAGGUGUUGGAUUUUGAGAAAAACUCAGCUUACAAAUUGAAGAUUAAAGGUACCAACAUGGCUGGUCUAUACAGCAGUAUAAUGGUGUUAAUAGACAUUAUAGAUGAAAAUGACAACCCACCUGUCCUUGUUCAAUCUCAGUAUGUUGGUAAAAUCAACGAGAAUUCUCCCAUCAACAGCAUUGUGCUGGAUGACAGAAAUGCACCCCUCGUAAUUCAAGCGACUGAUCGAGACAAAGAUGCCAAUGGAAUGUUGGUAUUUCAAAUCAUGGAAACUGAUAUAUUGAAAUACUUUGCUAUUGAUUCCAAUAUGGGAACCUUGAGCACAGCUGCUGUUAUUGACCAUGAAGCCACCUCCAUCUUUCAUCUCACAGUGCAGGUACAUGAUCGUGGGCAGCCAAGUCUAUUUGCAGCAGAAGUAGCAAGCAUCACUAUAAUGGUGACGGAUGUCAAUGACUGUCCUCCAAGGUUUGAGAAAGAGUUGUAUGAAUCAACUUUGCUGAUACCUGCUCACAAAGGAACUGAGGUUCUCACGGUGAAAGCAGUGGACGCAGACUCUGACAAUUUCUCAAAAAUUACAUACUGUAUAAUCGAAGGAAAUAAUAAGGAGAUAUUCAAUAUUGACUCUUCUACUGGCUUAAUUUCUGUCAGGGAUACAGCCAAUCUCAAAGGUCAUUUUGAACUGACAGUCAGAGCAUCUGAUGGGAUAUACAAAAGCACUGCACUGGUAAAAAUAAAAGUGUCUAAUCUAAAGGAAAGCAGCCUAAUAUUUGCCCAGAGCUUAUAUUCGUUUUCCGUGUUAGAAAAUACUACACUGACCGAAACCUUAGGUGUUGUGAAAGCAUCUGGAAAUCAGCUAAAUGAACCCAUCUUUUACUAUAUAUUAAAUCCAGAUGAAAGGUUUAGAAUAGUCUACACAGCUGGUGCUUUUCAAACAACUGGAGUGGUGUGUGACCGCGAAGAACAAGAAGAUUUUGAAUUUGUUGUUGAGGCCCGCGAUAUGCGUAACCCCCCCAGAGUUGCACAUACAUUAAUUAAAGUUUUUGUGGAGGACAUUAAUGACAAUGCGCCAGGUUUUGUUCAUUUACCGUAUCUAGCUACAGUCCAAGAUGAUGCAGAACCAGGUGAUGUCAUAUAUCAAGUGACUGCUGAUGAUAAGGACACUGGAGACAAUGCAGUAAUCCAUUACAGCCUUGUCGAUCACUAUAGAUACUUUUGGAUUGAUCCCUACCUCGGAGACAUUUCACUCAGUGAGCAUCUUGAUUCUGAUGUAUCAGAUAAAUAUAUAUUAACUGUUAUAGCUCAGGACAGAGGGGAUCCUCCUCUUUAUGCACAGACUGAAGUAGUUAUCACUGUCAGAGAUAAAAUCACCCCGAGGUUUGAAAAAGCAUACUACAGGGUCAGGGUACCCGAAAACAUUUCUCCUUACACCCCAAUUCUGCAUGUGCAUGCCAACAACCCAUCAGGAUUUCGUGUGAUCUACAACAUCGUUAAAGAGAGAGCGCUGCAUUUAUUCUCUAUUGAAUUCAAGGCUGGGGUUCUGAAUGUGAUUGAUUCCUUGGAUUAUGAAAGCCAGACAAAGCAUGUGCUGACUGCGAGGGCCACAGAUUCAGUGACUGGAUCCUACACAGAAACCAUUGUUGAGAUUGAAGUUGAAGAUGUCAAUGACAACCCUCCCGUGUUUACAGAAAAAGUCUAUGGUGCAGUAUUAUCCGAGGCCUCAGCUAUCGGUACCUCUGUGGUGCAGGUCAGUGCCAAUGAUGCCGAUUCUGGAAGGAACAAAAUCAUCAGCUAUCAGUUUGCAGCUGUUACUAAUAGUUCAGAAUACUUCCAUAUUGAUACUACUAAUGGCCUUGUCACAACAGCACGCACACUGGAUUAUGAACAGACCCAAUAUUACAGUCUUACAGUUAGGGCUGUAGAUAACGGCAUUCCGCCAUUAAGUAGUGAUGUCCUUCUGAAUGUGAACAUUUCAGAUUUCAAUGAUAACCCACCCACGUUUCGACAGAACCAGUAUGAGACUACUAUAAGUGAAGUGGCGACAUGUGGUCAUUUUGUUAUACGAGUGCAGGCAAGAGAUCCAGACAGCAUGGAUAUUGAUAAGCUGGAGUACAUCAUCACGGAAGGAAAUGAACAGAGACACUUUACGAUUGGAACAAAAUCUGGGAUCAUUUCUGUGUCUAAUUCUUGUAAGAAAAUAUUAGAAGCUAAUUACCACUUGAAUGUGUCUGUUUCUGACCGGGUUUUCAGGCGAUCUAUACCAGUUCAGAUUAAAACUUCCAAGACAAAUAAAUUCAAGCCCAUAUUUGAUCAAAACAUGUACGAGGUUGAACUUGCUGAAAAUGUUGAGGUAGGGACACACGUGAUUGAACUCACAGCUGUAGAUCCGGACUCUGGUCCAUAUGGCAACAUUGACUAUACUAUCAUAAAUAAGUUAGCCAGAGAGAAAUUUAGCAUAGACGACCAUGGCCGCAUUUUAACAUCACAGAAAUUGGAUCGUGAGAACUCAACAGAAAAGGUUAUUGCCAUUAAAGUAAUGGCAAAAGAUGGGGGUGGUAAGGUGGAUUUUUGCACUGUGAAUAUUAUAUUGACUGAUGAGAAUGACAAUGCACCUCAAUUCCAAGCUGCUGAAUACAAAAUUCAUAUCCCCGCUAGCACUCUUAAGGGUGCUCCCGUAAUUCAGAUUGUGGCUGUUGAUGCAGAUGAGGGAAUGAAUGCAGAUGUCACCUACUCUGUUGUUUCCAGUGAAGACAAGGUUGAGGAAAUAUUGGAAAUAAAUCCCCUGACUGGAUUUAUCACAAUCAAGGAGAGCCUGAUUGGGCUUGAGAAUAACUCAUUUACUUACUACGUGAAAGCACAAGAUGGGGGCUCUCCGCAGCAGGAUUCCUGUGUUCCUGUUGUCGUCAAAGUUAUCCCACCGGAUCUAUCAUUCCCUCGAUUCUCUGAGCCAUUGUACUCCUUCUCAGCCUCAGAGGAUCUCCCAGCUGGGUCAGAAAUUGGUGUAAUCACGGCAGAGGCUGACCAACCAGUUAUUUACAGUCUGGUGAAGGGGAACACAGAUGAAAGUAACAAGGGUGGAGUAUUUACCCUUGAUAAAAACACUGGAACGUUGAAAAUUGGGAAGAACAUUGACCAUGAAAGAACAAAAUGGUACAAAAUUGACGUAAUCGCUCAAUGUUUCCAUGGGGAUCUUGAGGUUGCUUCUUCAGUGUCUAUCAGCAUCCACGUAAAGGACGUCAAUGAUAAUCAACCCAUUUUUGAGGCAAAUCCUUACAAAGCCUUCAUCCCAGAGAACAUGCCAGCAGGAACCACAGUGAUACAGGUUACUGCCAAUGACCAGGAUACAGGAACAAAUGGACAUGUGACCUAUAGUCUGUCCAAAGAAUUUGAUGAUGUUACAGAUGUUUUUGCCAUUGAUGGAGAAAGUGGGUGGCUUACAACACUGAAGGAACUGGACUGUGAAACAAAGAGCAGUUAUAAAUUUGGCGUGGUGGCAUUUGAUCAUGGAGGAAAAGUGCAAAUGUCUUCAACUGCCAUUGUAGAAGUUGAAGUCACUGAUGAAAAUGAUAAUUCCCCACAAUUCACGAAGGACAUCUACAAAGCUACAGUCAAUGAAGACAGCAAACCUGGGGAAGUAGUUGUUGUUCUUAGCAUGGUAGAUGCUGAUAUUACAGAAUCCAAUAGACAUGCCACCUGCUAUAUUACAGAUGGAGAUCUUCUGGGCCAGUUUGCUAUCGAAAGCUUUCAAAACGAGUGGCGAGUUUAUGUAAAGGAAAUUCUGGACCGAGAGGAGAGAGAGAAAUACAUUUUAAAUAUCACGGCCACUGAUGGCAACUUUCUGGCUGAAUCUGCAGUAGAGGUCCUAGUUCAUGAUAUUAAUGAUAACAGCCCACACUGCCAACAGCUGAUGUACUCUGAAGCCAUAUCAGAAGGGGCACCUUGGGGUCAGUUUAUUUUGAAGGUUUCUGCAAAAGACUCAGACGCUGGCAUCAAUGCUCAGAUAACUUACACACUGCACGGGCCAGGAGCAAACAAGUUUCGACUUGACCCACAGACAGGGGAACUGAUGACGGUUGGAACUUUGGACCGUGAGAGUCAAGCUGUAUAUAAUCUGGUUGCAAAAGCAGCUGAUGGGAGUGGCCUAUUUUGUGAGGCAGAUAUCAGUAUUGUCUUACAGGAUGUGAAUGACAACCCUCCCAAAUUUUCAGCAUCCCAAUAUGCGGUAUCUGUCUUCGACAACACCACCGUUAAGACCCCUGUGGCGGUUGUCCAUGCCAGGGAUCCUGAUGUUGGUCUCAAUGCAGAGGUCACAUAUUCCUUGGUGGACUCAGCAAAUGAGUAUUUCACCAUUGAUGAGCUCUCAGGUGUCAUAUAUCUGGCAAAGUCUUUAUACAAGGAGCAGCAGAAAGCUUUUAGCCUCAUGGUUCAGGCCACGGACCAUGGUUUUCCACAGAGACUCUCUUCAUUUGUCACUGUGGUGGUUUCAGUCAUAGGCAUUGAAGAGUUCAUCCCUGUCUUCAUACAAAGGGAGUAUGUUGCCACCAUUCCAGAGAAUGUGAACAUUGGGCUGCAGAUAUUGAGUGUGUCAGCACUAACACGAGAUGUCACCAACAAUGCACAAAUCAUUUAUACCAUCAUGAAUGGCAAUGACCAUGGCAAGUUUCGCAUUGAUUCCAAAACAGGAGCCAUGUAUGUAAAUAGGAGCCUCGACUAUGAAUCCUGCCAGGAGUAUUACCUGUCAAUUGAUGGUAAUAGGAAAGGAAGACCAUUGUUUAGUGAUAGUACGACGGUGAUUAUCAAUGUCACGGACGUUAAUGAUAACCCACCCAAGUUCAGCCACAGUGUGUACAAUGCUGAAAUCAGUGAGGAUGCUCCACACGGGGAACUGGUUCUUAAAGUGACAGCCACUGACAGAGAUGGACCCCUAAACAACCUGAUCCAUUAUUCAAUAAUGAAUGGCGAUCCUAACCAGCAUUUUAGGAUAAACCCAAAGAAUGGGGAGAUUUUGUUAUCACACCACCUUGACAGGGAAGAGAUAUCCAGUUAUUCCUUGACGGUUCAGGCCAUAGACAAUGGCGAGCCUCCACUAUUCAGUCACACUGCUCUAAACAUCCAGGUGUUAGAUGUGAAUGACAAUCCGCCCAUGUUCUUUCAAUUCAACUACAGCGUGGUUAUUCAGGAGAAUGAACCAAUCGGCUCGAGCGUGUUGCAACUGCUGGUAGUAGACCGGGACUCCGGCUCCAAUGGGCCGCCAUUCCUUUUCUCGAUUGCAGCCGGCAACGAGGGGAGCAACUUUCACAUUGACCAACAGGGACUGCUGAAAACGCAAGCUCGCCUCCAACAGAAAGUGAGGGAUCAAUACAUUCUGCAGGUCCAGGUCACAGACAGCGGUCAGCCACCUUUGUCCUCUUCAUCUUUUAUAAACAUUCGAGUGAUUAAGGAAAGUCGGUACCCACCAUCUGUGCUUCCACUGCAGGUCUUCAUUGUUACCUCCAGCAGCAAGUUCCCUGGAGGAUUCGUUGGAAAAAUUCACGCGACAGACCUUGACCUUCACGAUACUCUCACAUACAGCACUGUUCCAGGGUUAAUGGCAGCUGACAUGUUUUCCAUUGGAAGUGCAGAUGGCAAAGUGUUGGCACAGCAUGCCUUAGAAGCAGGGCACUACACCUUUAAUGUCAGUGUCACCGACCGAAAAUUCAUCACAACGGUGGGUGCACAAGUACACGUCACGCAUGUGACGCCGGAUGUACUUAACCACGGCGUGCUGGUGGAACUGGUGCAGGUGACACCGGAGAAGUUCAUCAGCAACCAUUGGCAGAACUUUCAGAGAUCUCUGGCAAACAUCCUUCAGGUUAACAAGAAGGGCAUUGAGCUCAUCAGCAUGCAGCCAGCACAGGGUUCACCAAACUUAGACGUGCUCCUGGUCGUAAAGGAAUCAGAAGACUCCUUUUACAAACCUGAAGUUCUGCAGCAGAAGCUCACCUCCUCUGCUGUGGACUUGAAGAAGUGGACCGGAAUUCAGAUAGAGAGAAUCAUUCAUCGCUGUCCCAAUCGCAACUGUCAGCAACAACACUGCGAGGGGAAAUUUCAACUGGACAUGGGAAAUGUAUUAACCUACACUACUACUAUUCUCAGCUUCAUUGUUCCUCGGUACCUUCACUAUCAGGCCUGUUCAUGUAAUGAUUCUUCUCUGAGAUUCACUGGUGACAGCUACAUGAAGUAUCAUUAUCUGGGCGAAGAAGGUCCACUAAAAACAGUUAUCACUUUCCGAAUACAAACUCUCCAGUCAGAGGCAGUAGUGAUGUACACCAAUGGAACUGAUUCCAGUCUUCUUGAGAUUACCAAUGGGAAUCUGAUGUUCACCUACGCAUGUGAUGGAAUGAGGAGGGUUUUGUCAGUUAGCGACAACCCGGUCAAUAAUGGGCUGUGGCAUUCCGUUCUAGUUGAGGUAACUGAGAUAUCUGUAAAGCUGGUGCUGGACACGAUGCACAUAGCCUCUGCUGCACUUUCAGAGACCUGUCGCAGAAGUGAUUUUGUAUUUUUCGGUGGUAAAGUUCAAGAGGACAACUUGGGACCCAAUAAUCACAAACGAGUCAUCAAGGAGUUUGAAGGCUGCCUUGGCUCUAUCAGAUUCCAGAGGGACAACACUAGAAAAGAUGAAGAAACAAGCGAACCAGUUGUGGUGGUUGAAACGUCUGUGGGAAUCGAAACCUGUUGUCCCCCUGCUGAAAUAUGUUCAAAAGCACCAUGCCAAAAUGGGGGGACAUGUACUGAAAUUCCAUCUGGAGGCUAUGUUUGCAAAUGUCCGAAGAAUAUUCUUGGUGUGCAUUGUGAACUGGUUGAUCACCCCUGCCUCUCACAACCCUGUUUAUAUGGAGGGACCUGCAUCCCACAACAGAGUAGCUACACCUGCAACUGCACAAAGGGGAAUUCAGGACCAAGGUGCAAAGAGGAUUUCAAUGAAUGCCUGAAGCAUCCUUGCAUGAACAACGGGAGCUGUGAGAAUUUCCAUGGUUUCUUCAACUGCAGCUGCGCGUCUGGAUACACUGGCAAUUUGUGUGAGACAUUUGCGGAGGGGCAAUUUCUGGGCCCAGCGAUAGUCAUCAGCCACGAUGAAAUUAUUGCAGUAGUGGGAGCAGUGUUGGUGGCCUGCAUUUUAGUUGCAUUGUUUGUCAUCUUCCGUAAGCUCAGGAGCAAAAAGAAGAAGCAAUCCCCCCUGAGUGUUCUGGGCAGCAACGAGCUAUCAAAGAGUGAAACAACAAAGAACAGUUAUUGUGAUUUACAUUCAUCUGCGCUCAUCCCACUCAACAUUCUCAAGGGGUCCGCGUACGACUUGGACAGAGAUUCAUACCAAGGAUCACAGGGACAUCCAGACCUCAACACGUUCAACCCAGUGCAAAGCAAGUGCAGGCCAACUGUCGUGUGCAGUGUGGCACCAAACCUUCCUGCUCCUCCCUCAUCUAAUUCGGAUAACGAAUCCAUACCAAAAACGACUUGGGAGUGCGAGUAUGAGGUGUAUCAUGGUGAACCCCCAGUUUGGCCCCCCCAGUCUCGGUCUCAUUCAUCAAGAAUACAGGAAUAUUCACAAUAUGAAGAAAUGGAAGAGAAUCUCCCACAUCCGAUGGGCAACGAACACUUUGACAGAUACGAUGGCUUCCCAUUCCCACUGGACCAUUAUUCUUCACGGAGCAAGCGGGCACCCCUGGCCCCGCAGUACAACGAUCAGGUCUUGGAAGAUUUUCCUGAUGGUGAUCCAGUGGCUUUAUUGCCAUCUCGUUGCCAGAACGAAUACACUGCCAUCAGUUACUACCCGGCAGAGCUGCUGAAAUCCCAGGUCCCAGGCAUUCCCAUGCAGCCCGGCUACCAGAAGGUCCACGUUCGCCUCAGUGUCGCCCAGCCGUCCUAUGCAGAGUGCGGGCCAGUGCACUCGCAAGCUGUGGUGCCCCGUCUAGUCAUGCCCACGUGCUACGAGGACUCUGAUCUGAUGGAGAGUGACUAUGGCAGCUGCGAAGAGGUGAUGUUUUAACAAGAAGAUUUUUUUCAUGUCUUUAUAUCAUGCACUAUGUAAGGUGAAGACCACUGACAACUACUUGCUGCCUGCUCUUAGACCACUGUAAUAACUUCAUUGUGGAUACAAGUGGAAUGGUCAAAUUGAGCACACUCUGGACAAAAGGGCUGAUUAAAAAUGCCCCAGGCUGCGGCACUGAGGUAACAUUAGGUGGCUAUUGAUGAACUCGGAAGAAAGGUAAAGACUGGCAAUACAUUGGGAAAGCAAACACAAUAGCAUAAUUUCUAUGAUUGUAAUGUCAGUGAAAUUGUAAAAAUCUUGUACUUUCAGCCAUAAAAGUAUUGAAUUACUGAGACUGUGGACAUUAUUUUGUACAUUGUCUCUUUGCUAGUGGAUAUUUGCAUCAGGUUCAGCUGUUAAUGGUUAUGCACGUCUGAAAAUGCCAUGCAAACUAAUUUGAUACUUGUUAUAUUUCACUGAAAAUUCAGUUGAAUUCAGCAUGCUGUGGGGUGGGAGGGGGUUUAUAACAUUGCAGCUGUUUAUAGAUUUAUUUGUUAUUUUGCAUGAGAACUGAUACCACCUUCCCUACCAGAGCCAAGGAUCUUUAUUCUGCAUCUUAGCUGUGCUAUACUUGGCCAGGGAACGAAUCUUGCUGUUGUCUGAAAGGGAAAAUAUUCCAUUCCCCAACAUUCUUUACAUUUGUUGAAGAGCACAAUUCUCAAAAAGAAAUGGUAAUUAUUCAGUGCAUGGUAAAUACAUAAGCAAGUCCUAGAUAUUCCUUUAAUGACAAGCUUUCAAAUUAAAAAGAAUAGAAAUUUGACAAAGCAAACCCAUUUGUGCUCAAAAUCUAUUUCCGUAAAAUGGCCAAUGGGUGUCUCAUGCCAAUUGUGAAGAACAUUUUGUAACAUCUGUCAGAUUUCUUUAUUAAAGAAAGAAUUGUAGUCAUGUGAAUAAUUCAUUGCAGGGUAGUAGUUUGGGGUAAUGCAGAUUUAUUUCUGCAUGCUGGAACUAGUAAGAAUUGAUGGUAGUGUGAGGCUCUGAAUUUGAUAUCUGUUCAGGGAAAAGUCAAGAGCAGGAUGUCACAGCGAACGCACCUGCCCACUGGUCAUACUGUACUACAAUCUGCUCUGCUAUGCAAGGGAAAUAGUAGUUCAUCGUGAAAUACCUAAUCAGAAUUUUAGUAAACACCGGAUACUUCACAAGGCAGAAACUAAAAAAAACAUUUUUCUUUGCCUGGCUGCCAUUUUGGCAUUGUGCCAGGAGAGGGAGCUGGCUCCUUAGUUAUGUGAUGCUGAGCCAUUCUCUCAUGCUUAGCACUGGAUCAAUACCUUUAAGCUCCUUGGAGGACUAUAGGCCAAGGACUCACCUCUUUGAUGAGCUCCUUCUUCUGCCUUUUAAUAUCAGCACAAAGAGUGAGGUCUCAUUAUCUAAACCCUGGAAGAAAUACUAAUGAGAAUUUCAUGAUACAUUUCAGAUUCAAAUCCUGUCUAGAAUUCAGAUUGAACAGAAAUGCUCGUUUAAUAUUGCGUGGGUUUCCUGUGACUAUUGCUAACAUCUUCAAUUUUAUUACACACUGAAGCAAGGCUUGUUUAUGUUAUACUUCCACAAUCGAACAGUCAGUAACAGUGAAGUACUAGUGGUACAGUCUUUCUCACGCACUCUAGUGUUUCGCAACACACUGGUGUUGAGCCAUUUACUGUCAUUGUCCCACGGUCUGGUCAAACCACUGGGCCAACAUGGGGUUAUAUGGAAUUGAGGAUAAAGUGGUCUUCAUCUGAAGUUGCUGCAACUUUCUGGUCCCACAGCAACAUGCUAUUGGGCUUAAAGGCCACAUUAAGUGAAUUAGUGACUGUGCCUUUUAGGGAAGCGAGAAUUCAGAUGAAUUCUGUGUUAGUGAGGGUUCAACAUCAAAAAGAGCCUUAUUUAGAGUCAUGCUGUGUAACAAUCAACUUUGCAGACAGUGGCAGAAUGCUGAACUGCAUGAACGCUUCAAUGAUAUAAUGACACUGUAAAGUGAUCUUGACAAUGGAGACGGAAGUUGUAGCAUAUCCAUAUUCCUCCCUUUUAUAGUUGUGCACACCUGUUCUACUGUUUCCCAUUUUAGUAAAAUGUGGUGACUGUGUAUUUUAUUUGUGUGGUCAGUGUUUAAUAUAUUGUUCCACUGUAUGAAUUUGUACAGAAAGUGUUUCUCUUUUAAUUUUGUAUUAUAUUCAAUAAAAUGUGGUUUUAUUUUGA